AUGUAUAGCGCACGAGGUGCCAAGGGUGGAGGCAGUCCCGCUGCUCAACAGUAUAUCCAAGGUACUAUGAGAUUGAGACAGGAACAAGCCGCGAGGGCUGCACAGUUGCAGCAGAACGCGAUGGCAGCUGGAAUGGUGAAUGCACAUGGUCAGAUUAUCCCUGGUGGAAUCAUAGGCUAUCCUCAAAACCAAGCACAAGCUCAAGCUUUAAUGAAUGCUAGGUUCAAGCAAGGUGUUCCUGGUGCUGGAAUAGCUGGUGGUGGCCCGUUAUUAGGAGCUGCUGGUGCACAUUUGCCUGACAAUAUGACUGAAGCUGAGAAGCGAAACCAACUUGCACGGCAAGCCGCUGGUCUGCCAAAUAACCGAAGGGUGCCGUCAGGAAUGAUGCCAGCUAAUGUAAACCAGCAACUGCAGGCUCAUAUCUUGAAACAACAGCAGCAAAUGUAUGUUCAGCAACAAGCACAGGCCCAGGCUCAAGCACAGGCCCAGCAGCAACAACAAGCAGCAGCUGCAGCAGCUGCUAAUGUAGCUCAACAACAACAACAUCACCAGCAACUGUCUGCCCAACAGCAGCAAGCUGCCGCUGCUGCGGUAGCAGCACGACAGCAGAGACUAGGCGGACAGAGAGAUUCAAUCACUGAAGAUGCUAUUCGCUCUCAUUCGCCUACUCCUCAAGCCUCGUCUCCCGUUAAGCGACAGAGAUUAUCCCCAGAUGGAGAAUUUGCUAACCGACCCAUGAGUGCUGACGGACAGGUGAAUCUUCAGCAGCAGCAACAACAGCAACAGCAACAACAAAUGAUGUUGAUGCCUGGUGCUGGAGUUACUGGCCCCGAUGGUAAUGCUGUUUUUAGUGCUCAAAUGAUGCAGCAGUUGAAGGUGCAGCAAGCCCAAGCCGCUGCUCAAGCUCAAGCCCAAGGUCAGCCCUUACCACAACAAUUCCAACAGUACAAUGCUAUGGUGGGUAGUCAACAACGGGCAAUGAUGAAUGCUGCUCAAGCUGGUAAGUUGAACCCGAAUGGCGGUAGCAGUGGUCCAAAUUCAGGAGCUGGUGGUGCGGGCUCACCAAUGCAGCAACAUCAGGAUGAUAAUCAACAACUUAUGUUCCAAGUCGAUGGAUAUAAUAAUGGUGCAGUAGGUAGUGGUGGUCCCCCAGGCCAACAGCCACCAGGUGGUCUAAAUGCAAAUGGACAACCAGGUGGUGGUGCUGUUCCCGGCACCGGGCCUGGUAACCAUCCCGCUGGUGGAAAUGCCAGUGCUCUGCAAGAUUAUCAAAUGCAAUUAAUGUUAUUAGAGCAGCAGAACAAGAAGCGACUAUUGGUAGCCAAGCAAGAGCAACAAGAUGGAAAGCCUGGUGAGGGUCAGCCGGGGCCUCAGAGAACUUUGUCGACAUCAGGUGCUACACCACAGUUUCAAAAGCAGCAACAGCAGGCCCAGGGACAGAACAUGGCUGGAAUGAAUAGGAUGGGCACGUCAGCAUCCCCACCUGCUGGUAAUGCUGGAGCUCCGUCGUCUGCUCCCGAACUGGCUCGUCGUAAUACUACCACGCCACGACUUGCUAAUCAGACGGUGGCCCCCGUAUCGCCUUUGACUGAUGUUGCUAGGUCUUCACCAAAUAUUGCCAACCGCCCUGCAGUCAAUAACAAUAAUAAUAGCAAUGGUAGCAAUAAUGGACAGGCUAAUUUCAAUGGUAAUAUACCCAUUGAUUUCAAUGUCAUGGUUGGUGAGAUCAACGGUCCUAUGAUGAGACCGUGGGCCAUGCCAGGCGGCCAUCCCAAUAUGCCCCAGGCUCAACAGUCACAACAACAACAACAACAACAACAGCAGCCGCAACAGGGUCCAAGAGGAAGCAUAUCUGGACCUGGUCAAGUCUCAUGGCAAUCUGGACAACAGGGCAAUGGAGCAGAAAACAAUUCUACCAAUAGCAAUUCUAACAAUAACAAUAACCCAUCACAACGAAUGCCACCACCUCAAGGUAUCGUCAACGCCGUUGGUAAUCGAACGCAACCUUCAUCUCCCAACCUUAUUAACCCCCCUACACCUACUCAGGCAAAUGCCACUGCUAAAUCGAUAGUCAAGGGAAAGAAGGAGCCUGUUAAUAAUCGUAAGAAGGUCACCGGUAAGAAGGGAACUGGAGGCGCUGGAGCACCUGCGACUCCAAUAACUUCAGAACCACCAACGCCGACAACUCCAAUUACGCCCCACAAUCCACCAAAUGCAUUUGGGUUGGGAGCUGGCAACGCUUCUAAUGCUGCUAAUAAUAAUGGUACGAAUGCCGCAGUUGUUGCCAACGGUAAGGCCCCUGCAGCAGGAAACAAGGGUAGUAAUAACAAUUCAAACGAUAGUUCUUCAGGGAACAACACUUCAUUACUAUCAAUGGCAGCUAAUUUCUCAAUGGGUAGUCAACCAGGCAAAUCAGAAGGGUCUGCUGAUGACCCCACUAGUGGUGUAGGAGGAGACUACGGAGAUGGUGAGCCUUCCUUCUUCAACGAGUUUACUACUGGUACAGAAGGUGAAUUAGGAGACAUUGAUUUCGACUUUGAAUCAUUUUUAAAUACAGACGGUUGA
Molecule: messenger RNA, 2565 nt
Organism: Sugiyamaella lignohabitans
Lineage: Eukaryota; Fungi; Ascomycota; Dipodascomycetes; Dipodascales; Trichomonascaceae
Exons: 1
Coding region: 1-2565 (854 amino acids)
Source: RefSeq, a predicted model, not a curated record